Messenger RNA from Rotaria sordida, 1851 nucleotides. The record is from the annotation of a GenBank genome assembly. Lineage: Eukaryota; Metazoa; Rotifera; Eurotatoria; Philodinida; Philodinidae.
AUGAUAUCAAAUGAUAUAUUAAUAAUUAUGAAUUCAACAAUUGAUUAUCAAACAAUAUUAAAUGAACCAAUAUUAAGACAACCAACUAGACAAGCAACAUUUAUUGGUGCAAUACUUGCAUUUGUUUUCAUUUUUUUGGGUCUUGUUGGUAAUAUACUUCUUAUAACAACGAUACUUUCUGUAAAAAAACUUCGAACAAAUAUUAUUAAUAUAUUCAUUGUUUCGUUACAAUUCAAUGAUUUACUUAAUAUUGGUUUCAAUCAAUUUUUUGUUGGUCUUUCCUAUGCUAAUCGUAGUUGGCUUGGUGGACCUUUAAUAUGUAAUUUAGUUGUUUAUUUUUCAACGGUUUGUAUGGGUUGUCUUUUAUGGCAUCAUUGUUUAAUUGCUAUACAUCGAUUUAUUGUUGUCGUUUAUCCAAGCUUAUUACGUCGUAUGUCUGUUAAAACUUAUGUAAUUGUUUCACUUGUUAUAACACGAAUAUUGCCAAUAAUUUGUUGUAUACCAUCAUUUACAACAAAUUCAAUUGGAUAUUCAUCUCAAGCAUUACGUUGUUCAAUACGUAAUAAAUUACAAAUAUUUAUUAAUAUAACUAUAUUAAUUAUAUUACCAAAUGUUAUAAUAAUAUUUUGUUUUGUUGGAAUAUUUUGUCAUGUUUAUCAUGCAUCAUAUACAAGCGGACGUACAAAUGGAAAUACAGUAUCAAUAUCACAUUCAUUAAGACGUGAAAUACGUAUUACAAAAAUGUUUGCAGUUUUAUUUACAUUAUUUUUUCUUGGUUAUCAUCCAUAUGGUUUUGUACGUGCAUAUGAUAAACGUCGACAAUUACAUCCAGAUAUAUUUGUUUUAUUAACAUUACUUUAUUGUAUAUCAAUAUGUGCAUCACCAUUUGUCUAUGGUAUAAUGAAUAAUCAAUUACGUCAUGAAUGUAUGAGAGUUAUAUUUAAUUGUUGGCAUUGUCAAAAAAUUGAUGAUUAUAAAACAUAUUCUCAUCAUCGUUUAAAUUCAUCUGCAACACAUGCAUUAACUGUAGUUCAUGAUGUUGGAGAUAAUUGUCAAAUUAGGCCAUCAUUAAUAUCUAUGCGUGAUUCAAAAUACACAGAUAUGACAACUAUUUCAAUAGAAUUUUGUUUUAUUACUAUUCUUAUUUUAUUUAUAUUUAUUAUUAAUAUUUCUCAUAUAUUAUAUGUGAUUAUAUGUAAAUAUGAUAAUAAAAAUACAUAUUUUCAUUUAAUACUUUUCAAUUUUUCAUUUUCAUCAUUAAUUAUUGUUAUUUGGCUUUUACCAUUCUUUUAUUUUCGUAUUAUAUGGUCAUCAGAAUCAUUUAUUUGGCGUCUAUGGUCAUAUUUAUUUCAUAUUGUUGAUGCUGUUCAACUUUAUUCUCUUCUUUUACUUAUUACUAGUACAAAUAUCAUCAAUCUUUCUUUACAACGAUGUUGUAUUUUUCUUAGUUGGAUAGCACCUUUAAUUACUUAUUCACCAAUUUUAUGGUUAUCAUCAUCAUCAUCAUCAUCAUCAUAUGAUAAAAUUGAUUAUUAUCCAUAUCGUAGAUUAUCUAUUGAUAUACCUUGGUGGAUAUUACCAACAUUAUAUUCUUGUACGUAUCUUGUUCCAAUAUUUAUUUCAUUUCUAUUAAUUGGUAUAACAAUUUGUUGGCCAUGGAUUUAUAAACAAUAUAAAAAACGAGAAAAUGCUGCACAAAGACAAGAAAAUGAACAUCGUGAAAAUAUGGCAGAAUUAACAAGUCUUGUUGACACAGUUUUAAAUUUUGAAUUAGAUCAAUCAACAAUAAGUACACUUAAUACAUGGGUUCCUUCAAUAAUAAAUCUCUAUCAUAUAUUUCAAAUGCAUUAA